Molecule: messenger RNA, 1620 nt
Organism: Diaporthe citri
Lineage: Eukaryota; Fungi; Ascomycota; Sordariomycetes; Diaporthales; Diaporthaceae
Exons: 7
Coding region: 1-1620 (539 amino acids)
Biological process (GO): transmembrane transport
Molecular function (GO): transmembrane transporter activity
Source: RefSeq, a predicted model, not a curated record
AUGCCUUUCGGAAUCAUCAACGCGGAGCUGAAGGAUGGCGGGCAGAUACCGGGCACAGAGAUGCUCAUUGGCGGCAGUCGUGCGGGUGGCGUAGAAACAAUCCUCAUUCCUCAACCAUCAAAGAGCGAUUUGAACGAUCCCUUGCUCUGGCCACGAUGGCAGAAAGAAGCGGCGUUCUACGUAAUUUUCGUCAACGCGAUCGUCUUCGCUAUCCUGCCCGGACCCAUCAUAGCCCCAGCCACCUUCGCACUCGCGCCGAUACUGGGCGUCACCUUGACAGAAGUCGCUGAGCUCUCAGGCUACCAGCUCCUGCUUGUCGCCGCUUUAGGACCCCUGGUCUCAGUCCUCGCCCAAAAGUAUGGAAAACGCCCGCAAUUCCUCUUCGCAGCCGCGACAGGCACAUUGGGAACCAUCGUAUGCAUCAUCGGCUCCCAACAGAACAACUACCACACCCUCCUCGCCGGCCGGUUGGUCCAGGGCCUCGGAGUGACAGCCUGGGAGAGCUUGUCCUUGGCCGCCGUCGGGGACAUGUUCUACCUGCAUGAACGCGGGUGGCGCACCGCGUUGAUUGUCUGUUCGCUGGCUUGUAUGGCGUCGAUGGUCUCCAUCAUCAGCGGCGUCAUGUUUGAAAAUCAUGGGUAUCAAAAUCUGUUCGUAGCAGAGCUGCCGUUCGAUGUUGUCGGCCUCCUGGCAACCAUCUUCCUCCUACCAGAAACCCAGUUCAUCCGAGCAGCACCGCAACCAGCAGACACCACGCAGGCCCAAACCAGCCCCAACGGGACCGAGAAGGAAAAGAGCUGGGACCACCAGGCCGAGGCGGUCCAACCCCCGAGCCCAGCCCAGCGGCUCCCAAGACGGUCCUACGCGCAGACCCUCGCGCCCUGGGAGCGAACGGGCUACACGACAAAGUCCAUCCCGCACCUCCUCUCGGAGAUCUUCGUCCACCUCAUCAACCCGGCCGUCUUCUGGAUCCUGAUGGUGAGCGCCGUGCUCGUCGCCUUCUUCGUCGUCUCGGCCUACAUCCUCUCGCAGAUAUGGUCCGUCCCCCCGUACAGCCUCAACGUCGCGCAGAACGGCUACUUCUGGGCGGGCGCCUUCGCCGGCGGCGUGCUCGCCGUCGGGGUGGGCCCCCUGUGCGACUGGUCCGCCCGCACGCUCGCGCGCGCCAACCAUGGGGUGUACGAGGCCGAGUUCCGCAUCCCCGUCAACAUCCUCGGCGCGCUCUUCUGCGGCCUGGGCUGGUUCCUGUUCAUGUGGGUCGUCGAGAACCCGCGGCCCGAUGGAUACUUCCUGGGCGCCUUCUGUCAUGGCUGCGCUUGCUUUGGGAUUUCUGUCCCGUCCACCUCGGCUGGCUUGUAUAUCCUGGACUCUUUUCCUCGACAGUCAACGGAAGUAUUCGUGCUGCAGAUGAUGCUGAAGAACUUCCUGUUCUAUGCAUUCUCGACAUUCAUCAACACCUGGGCUGGCGAGGCCGGUGGUGGCGAGGUGUUCAGAGUCUUCGGCAUCGUCUCGCUUGUGCUGAUUGCCCUCUGUAUCCCGAUGUACAUUUUCGGCAAGGUGAACCGGAAGCUGAUGUACAACUUGUACACCCGCAGCAGCUUAUUGAAGUCUCUUGGGUGA